Molecule: messenger RNA, 4767 nt
Organism: Periophthalmus magnuspinnatus
Lineage: Eukaryota; Metazoa; Chordata; Actinopteri; Gobiiformes; Gobiidae
Gene: itga11b
Product: integrin, alpha 11b
Exons: 30
Coding region: 31-3603 (1190 amino acids)
Biological process (GO): cell adhesion mediated by integrin; cell-cell adhesion; cell-matrix adhesion
Cellular component (GO): integrin complex; external side of plasma membrane
Molecular function (GO): integrin binding
Source: RefSeq, a predicted model, not a curated record
UCUCUGUGCGCUCCUCAGACUUCAGACUUCAUGAUGGAUUAUAACAGAGCACUUGUUCCUCUGCUGCUGCUGUGGUCCUGCUGCCUCUGCACACAUCUGUGCGAUGGAUACAACUUUGACACUAAAAACUUCCGGAUCUUCCAGGGCUCUAAGGAUACACAGUUUGGAUACACUGUGCAACAGCAUGAAGCGGGAGGAAGAAAAUGGCUGCUGGUGGGGGCCCCCUUCGAAUCCACUGGGAAAAAACAGACCGGUGAUGUGUUCAGGUGCCCUCUGGAUGUCAGGAAUAAUGUAAACUGCUCCAGACUCAACCUGGGUAAACUGUCGCUGGAUAAUGUGUCCGAGAGGAAGGAUGGAAUGAGUCUAGGGAUGAGUCUGACCUCUAACCCCAAAGAUAACAGCUUUGUGACGUGUGGGCCUCUCUGGUCUCAUGAGUGUGGGAGCUCCCUCUACAGCACCGGCAUCUGCACCCGAGUAGGACGCAACUUCAGGCUGUCGCACACCAUUGCCCCGGCCCUGCAGAGGUGUGAGACGUUCAUGGACAUCGUGAUUGUGUUGGACGGUUCAAACUCCAUCUACCCCUGGUACGAGGUGCAGGACUUCCUCAUCAACGUCCUCCAGAAGUUCUACAUCGGCCCAGGUCAGACGCAGGUGGGAGUGGUGCAGUACGGCUCCUCUGUGGUGCAUGAGUUCGGUUUGGGGGAGUACCUCACGGUGGAGGACGUGGUGGAGGCGGCUCGGAGCAUCGACCAGAGAGGAGGAGAAGAGACCAGGACGGCUCUGGGAAUCAACGUGGCCCGGAAAGAGGCGUUUAAACGAGGGGGGCGUCCCGGAGCCAAGAAGGUGAUGAUCGUGAUCACAGACGGAGAGUCCCACGACAGCCCAGACCUGCAGGACGCAGUGGGCCAGAGUCACAAGGACAAUAUCACACUCUACGCCAUCGCUGUCCUGGGUUCCUACAACCGCAGAGGCAUAAACCCGGAGGCGUUCCUGAAUGAGAUCAAGUUCAUCGCGAGUGACCCGGACGAGCAGCACUUCUUCAACGUGACGGACGAGUCUGCGCUCAAAGACAUCGUGGACGCGCUCGGGGAGAGGAUCUUCACUCUGGAAGGGACCAGCAGUCAGGGACGGGGCUUCGGUUUGCAGAUGGCCCAGGCUGGAUUCUCCUCUCAUGUCGUCAAAGACGGCAUUCUCCUGGGAGCAGUGGGGGCGUACGACUGGACCGGAGCUGUUUUAAAGGAGACCAAACAGGGCAAAGUGGUGCCUCCAAAGUCCUCGUAUCAGGACGAGUUCCCAGAAGAACUAAAGAACCACGGGGCUUAUCUGGGGUACUCGUUGAGCUCUCUGUCCUUGGCUCUGGGCUCUCAGCUCUAUGUGGCCGGGGCUCCUCGUUUUAACCACACUGGAAAAGUCCUCAUCUUCACCCUGAAAAACACUGGGAACCUCACCGUCCUACGCUCGCUCCCAGGGGAACAGAUUGGUUCAUACUUCGGGAGUGUCCUGUUGUCCGUGGACAUAAACAGUGAUGGACAGACAGAUGUCCUGCUGGUGUCUGCGCCCAUGUUUUACAGCUUGGGCAGGGAGCAGGGCAAGGUCUAUGUCUACGGCAUUAACAAUAAGUUAUCGUUUAACCUGCAGGGGGCACUGGAGCCCUCCGGUCUGUCCCAUAACUCGCGGUUUGGUACAGCACUGUCUGAUCUGCCCGACAUGAAUGGAGAUGGUUUUAAGGAGCUGGUGGUGGGCGCACCGCUGGAGGACGAACACCAGGGGGCAGUGUAUGUGUUUCACGGGCAGGACAAGUCCAUCCAGCCACAGUUUAAACAGAAGAUUACAGCCUCUGGUUUCCGCUCCGGGCUGCAGUACUUUGGCCAGAGUCUUCAUGGAGUCCUGGACCUGAACUCGGACGGACUGGUGGACCUGUCUGUGGGGGCCCUGGGGGCCGCUGUCAUCAUCUGGUCUCGAGGGGUGGUGCGUAUCCAGGCACGAUUGACCUUUGAACCUGAGAAGGUCAACCUGUUUAACAAAGACUGUGUGCGCGGAGGUCGAGAGGUCACGUGUAUGUCUGCUACUGUGUGUCUGAGUCUGGAAGCGCGCACCAGCAGCCAGGCCAGGACCGAUGUGGCGGCCUGGUACAGUCUGGUGUUAGACGAGAAGAGGUUUCCUCCCAGAGCCGUUCUGGACGAAUCCUCUCGGACUCAACCGCGUAACCUCACUCUGACCACCGGGGGACAGCGCUGUCAGAGACUGGGCUUCUCUGUACAGGAAACAGCAGAUUAUGGACGUCCGAUUGCAGCGGUGCUGGAGAUAGGGCUGAGAAACAAAGAGGAAGGAGCCAUUUUGGAUCCAGACUGGCCCACAACUCUGAGGGCCGAGCUCCCUUUUUGGAACGGCUGUGAGCAGGAGGACAGCUGUGUACCAGACCUGAUCCUCAACAGCCACACGGACCUCCUCACUCUGCAUGGCUUCUGCAGCUCUGUGGAGGGGGCGGUGUGGUCUGUGUGUCACCAGCAGAGGGAGUCAGACACGCAGCAGUACGUGAUGGAGGCUGGGAGGAGGAAGGUGGUGGUUGUCGCUCACAUUGAGAAUCACGGAGAAAAUGCGUACGGAGCGACACUUCAGAUCAGCGCAUCAGAAAACCUCAUCUUCAACAGCCUCAUCGUCAAGGACCAGUCUGACAUCCAGAUCGAGUGCUCCUCUGAGGACAGACUGAGCAGUGGGAGGAGCUGUAACAUCAGCGCCCCCUUCAUGAAGUCACUGUCUCAGGUCUCCUUUAACGUGGAGUUUGAGCUCAAUCGAUCUGCGUUUCUGGAGCACAUACGAAUCGUCAUGGCAACAACCAGUGAUGGAGAGGACGGGUUUCCAGAUGACAACAUCAAUCAAAUCUUUCUCCCUUUAAUAUACCAGACAGACCUUCUCUUCACCAGAGACACCAAUCCUCCACGAUUUGAGAUCAAAACUCCAUCAUCUUUGAACAGAACUGACCACCCUUUCAACCUCACAUAUUACUUGCAGAACCUGGGCGUGUUCCCUGUGGAGGGGCUCUUGUUCAGGGCAGAGGUUUGGUCAGUGACUCCACAGAGGAACCACAUCGUCCACGUUACAGAUUACAGUAUAGAACAGGCACACGGGUCAUGUUCAAUGCCUCAGAUUAAACUCAACAAUCACAUCAAAGAGGAGGACCUGUCUCACGUUCCACUACUGAACCCCAGUAACAGCGGCAGUGUGGUGGUGCAGUGCAGAAUGACUUUACCUGUGUCUAAAGAAGUCCGCAUUUCAAUAUCAGCACGACUCAACUCCACCACUCUGAGCAAGAUUGGGUUUAAGUCUCUGAAGAUUUUGACGACUGCUUCGAUUCAGCUUGAGUCGACCAGCCCCAUGUUUCUGCAGGAGGAGCGGCCGGUCAGAGAGAUCGUUCUGGAGCUGAGGAGGCAGGAGGAGCACAUUGUCCCCAUCUGGAUCAUCGUGGGCAGCUCUCUGGGGGGUCUGCUGCUGCUCGCUGUGCUGGUGCUGGCUCUCUGGAAGCUCGGCUUCUUCAACAGACGGAGGCGAAAGGAAGAGGAGGAAGAGCCCAUGUCCAAUGGGAAAUCACCAGAGGAGCUUUAACAACGCCACCAUGUGGAGUACACCGCCACUGCAUUUAUUAGACCCUUAUUGCCUCCAAAUGUAAAGUACAAAUGAGUUGAAGUGGGCCAAGUCAAACAGCAGAGGACUUAAGGAGUCAAUUAAGUGCAGCUCACUCAGGGACCCUCUAAGCCCCGCCCCCUAAUAAAACCAGCCAAUCACAAGACUGUUCGAUAGUAUGUGUUAUUCAGGCCUUUUGAACAUUGGGCACCUUAGUCUUGGUAUUUCCUGAAUAAUGACCAAAAAUAAUGUGUGCAUCUUGCAAAUUAGAAAAACUAUGUAAAAUGUGUCUAUGUAAAAGGCCAACAGAGGGCGCCAGGACUGCAUCUGCUAGCACAAUCAAAACUAUGAAAUUAAUAACAAUUCCUAUGUUUACAUGGACACCAAAAAUCUAAUUAUGAUGUGAUUUCUGUAGUCAGAUUAUUGGACUGUCACGUGAACAUGUGAUGGGAGUGAUCUGAUUUCUUUCUGAUUGUCAUUUUUUGCAUGUGUUUCCUUGUCAAAACCGGCACAAGUGUGAACAAACUAAUGCGGCAAAGAAAAAAUGAAAGAGAAAAUGUUAAAGGUUGAAAGUCUAAUUUUAGAAUUCGUUGUAUUGUGUGUUCCAGAUACAACAGUAAAAAUCCAGUCGUUCACUGAUACAUCACCAGGUGUUUUUGAUCAGUUUCAGAGAAGCGAGCAUAAAAAAAUCAAAUGGCACAGUGGAGGCAAUGACUAGAUCAGUACAAAUCUGAUGAAUGUGUGGAAUUUAAAAAACAGAAGCACUUUUUGAAUAAUCCAUAUAUGGUCAAUUUGAAGUUAAAUUCCACAUUCCACAUUGUGAUUGUAACAUUUUCAGACGACUCUCAUGCGUGUCUUAUAAUCACUAACAUUCUCACUUGCAUCUCACAGUGAAGUGAACACUACCUAAAAUGGCUGGCUUUUUGUAAUUAUUUCCAGAGCUUAUGGGGAUUGUAAGGUGUUUUAAAUGUAUUGUACAUGUUUUGUAAGUUCUGUAUCUGAUGCACUUUUGAUGUAUAAACUUGAACAUUUGUAAAUACACAGACGUAUGGAGCGAGUGCUCUUGUGCUUCUAAAUAAUGUGAGAUGCCAUUAUGACUGAUGGACUUUUAUAUUAAAUUUACUAUUAAAAUAUGAUUCAACCAAA